UGUUUGCACUCUGCUUUCUUGCAGAUUGAUGCUCAUUUUGGUAGUGUAAAUGAUUUAGCAUUCUCACACCCAAAUAAGCAAUUAUGUGUUGUAACUUGUGGAAAUGAUAAGUUAGUCAAGGUAUGGGAUUUGGCUGGAAGAAUUCUUUUUUGCUUUGAAGGUCAUGAAGCACCUGUUUAUUCUAUUUGUCCUCACCACAAGGAAAAUAUUCAGUUUAUAUUUUCAACAGCUAUUGAUGGGAAAAUUAAGGCUUGGUUGUAUGACAAUGUGGGCUCAAGAGUUGACUAUGAUGCUCCUGGACAGUGGUGCACCAGAAUGCUCUACAGUGCUGAUGGAAGCAGAUUGUUCUCUUGUGGGACGAGUAAAGAUGGGGACUCUUUCCUAGUUGAAUGGAAUGAGAGUGAAGGAGCAAUAAAGAGGACAUAUUCUGGGUUUAGAAAGAAGUCUAAUGGUGUUGUGCAAUUUGACACAACAAAAAAUCACUUUUUGGCUGCUGGUGAAGAUAACCAGAUAAAGUUUUGGGAUAUGGACAGUAAUAAUGUUAUCACUAGUAUAGAAGCUGAUGGCGGGCUUCCCGGUCUUCCUUGCUUGAGAUUCAAUAAGGAGGGAAAUCUGCUUGUUGUUACUACGGCAGACAAUGGGUUCAAGAUUCUUGCAAAUGCAGAUGGUAUCAGAACCUUGAGAGCAAUUCAAGCUCGAUCAUAUGAAGCAUCCAGAGCACCUACUGAGAUGAAGGUAUUUAGAUCUGCAAUGGUUGGAAACAUCAAUCCGGUCAUUGCUAAAGUGGAAUGCGUAGACAGAAGCUCUCCUGCAAGGCCUACUCCCAUCCUUAAUGGAAUUGAUCCGAUCAGUAGAAGCGUAGAAAGGCAAAAAAGUUUAGAUGAUGUAUCUGAUAAAACCAAAGCUUGGGAGCUCGUUGAAAUUGUUGAACCUGUUCAGUGUCGAGCAAUUACCAUGCCAGAUAGUACAGAUCCAGAUAACAAGGUUGCUCGACUUCUUUAUACAAAUUCUGGUUUUGGCAUUCUUGCGCUUGGUUUUAAUGGAGUCCAGAAGCUAUGGAAGUGGAGCCGUAAUGAACAAAACCCAAGUGGAAAGGCCACUGCCAGCAUUGUUCCACAACAUUGGCUACCAAACACCGGUCUUGUUAUGACUAAUGAUGUCCCAGAGAAUUAUGAAGAGGCAGUUCCGUGCAUAGCACUCUCAAAGAAUGAUUCCUAUGUAAUGUCUGCCUGUGGGGGAAAAGUUUCACUGUUCAAUAUGAUGACUUUUAAGGUAAUGACUACUUUUAUGGCACCUCCACCUGCCUCAACCUUCCUUGCUUUUCAUCCCCAAGAUAAUAACAUCUUAGCAAUUGGAAUGGAAGACUCAACCAUUCACAUCUACAAUGUUAGGGUGGAUGAGGUCAAAACAAAAUUGAAAGGUCACCAGAAGCGUAUUACUGGUUUAGCUUUUUCCUCCAACCUUAAUGUCCUGGUUUCAACAGGUGCUGAUGCCCAGAUUUGCUUUUGGAACACUGAAUCUUGGGAGAAGAGGAAAUCAAUUACAAUUCAACUACCUGCGGGAAGGAUGCCUGUUGGUGACACUCGUGUGCAGUUCCACUCUGAUCAAGUCCACAUGUUGGUGUGCCAUGAGACUCAGCUAGCAGUCUAUGAUGCUUCCAAGAUGGAACGAAUUCGGCAGUGGGUACCACAAGAUGUAUUAUCUGCACCCAUAUCGUGUGCCACAUAUUCCUGCAACAGCCAACUAGUUUAUGCUUCUUUUGCUGAUGGUAACAUUGGAGUAUUUGAUGCUGAUAAUCUGAGAUUAAGAUGUCGUAUUGCCCCAUCCGCAUACCUAUCCCAGGCAUCGUCCAACAGCCAAACUCUAUCCCCGCUAGUUGUUACUGCACACCCACAGGAGCCAAAUCAAUUGGCUGUUGGGAUGACAGAUGGAUCUGUUAAAGUUAUAGAGCCCUUGGAAUUAGAGGGGAAGUGGGGAGUCGCAGUGCCUGUUGAUAAUGGAAUGCAGAAUGGUAGGACAGCUUCACCUUCCAUCGCCAACAAUCCUGCUUCAGAGCAGCUUCAAAGAUGAAAAACAUGUGCAUUACAAAAUCUUAAUUGAUAGUUUAUUCGUGUAUAAUAGAUGACUAGUACAUUGGCUUUUCAUAGAUGCCUCACCAAAUGCGUGAGCAUAGGAAAAUGGAUUACAGCUGGUUAAAUUUGUGAAUAUUAGAUAUUAUUUUCUCUGACAGUAGUGACAUUUAUUUAUUUCUUGAAAGGUUUAGUUAAUUCUC
Messenger RNA from Quercus lobata, 2272 nucleotides. RefSeq names its product topless-related protein 2-like. Gene Ontology annotation, biological process: regulation of DNA-templated transcription. Gene Ontology annotation, molecular function: protein binding. Lineage: Eukaryota; Viridiplantae; Streptophyta; Magnoliopsida; Fagales; Fagaceae. The annotation marks the transcript as partial. The record is from RefSeq and is a predicted model, not a curated record. The transcript has 14 exons.